This is a messenger RNA of Canis lupus familiaris (dog), 3800 nucleotides long. It is a transcript of the gene ZP1, whose product is annotated as zona pellucida glycoprotein 1. Gene Ontology annotation, molecular function: acrosin binding; structural constituent of egg coat. Gene Ontology annotation, cellular component: egg coat. Lineage: Eukaryota; Metazoa; Chordata; Mammalia; Carnivora; Canidae. Gene Ontology annotation, biological process: prevention of polyspermy; binding of sperm to zona pellucida. The record is from RefSeq and is a predicted model, not a curated record.
AUGGUGGCCCCAGAUGAACUUGGGAACCAACGUGAAGUAAGCAACUGCUCUGCCUGCUACCACUGGGUCACUGCCAAGCCCCUGGGACCUGCUGUUUCUCUGCCUCCCGUGCUGCAAGAGGUGGGGAUGGCUUAUGCCCGGCGAGGGUGGAGGGGGCAGCCCACAGCUCCACAGCUGGGAGCCCGUUUGCCCAGGCACAGUCUGGUCUCUUGCUGCUGUUGCCUCUGCCUGGAAUGCUGGGUGGACUCCCCUAGUUGCUCUCCUGGGUCCCCCUCUUCCCUACAGGACAGGCACUUCCACCUGAGGGUGUUCGUCGAAGUGGUCCUGCCCAAUGGCCAUGUUGCUGGAACACAAGAAGUCACUCUGAUUUGUCCUAAACCUGGCCACGCCUGGACUCUGGCCCCCUGCCUGGCGCCAUAGGCAUGGUUCUCCCUUUCCACCCCUCGUGCCCAGCCCCUCCACCCCACCCCAGGGCACGGCUUUGUCUGCUCAGCCCCUGCCUUGCUGACCCUCGGACCUGGACCCACCACCCAACCCACCCAGGCUCAACCCCAGUGGGGCACCCUGGAACGCAGGGGUGACCCCUUCGCCCUUGACCGGGCUGAGGAAGCCAACUCCCUCCAUGUCCGUGGCCUGCGUGGCCAUUUCCUAUGUCCUCCCCCUUCAGUCCCUUCCCCAGGUCGGCCUCCAAUGCAGGACCAGUGUCGGGUGGCCUCCAGGCACUUCCCCUGCAGAGUAAGGAGAGGUUCCAAGGAAGCCUGUCAGCAGGCUGGUUGCUGCUAUGACAACAGCGGAGGGGUUCCCCGUUACUAUGGACAAAGUGGCCACUUUGUCCUGGCGGUACCCCAAGAAACAGCCUUGGCACACGGGAUCACGCUGGCCCAUAUCCACAUGCUCUACACCCCCUCCAGCUGCUCCCAGACGGAGCUGGGGUCUUUCGUGUUCUUCCACUUCCUGCUCACCCACUGUGGGCCACACUGUCAUCCCCCCCAGGUGGCCGGCAACCAGCUUGUCCUUGGGAACCAGCUGGUGUCUGACCUUGACGUCCAUGGGCCACAGGGCUCCGUCAUGCAGGAUGGCACCUUCAGGCUUCACCUGUGCUGCAUCUUCAAUGCCAGUGGCUUCCUGCUGCUCCAGGUGUCCAUCUCUCCACGGCCCCCACCAGCCCCCGUGUCACCAUCCGGCCCCUGUGGUUUAUAGGCCCCUCGCCCUGCAGAGGAGACUUUCUGCUCCUACUAAGAGGAGAGGGACUACCCCAACAUUAGGCUGCCCUGCAAGCCUGUCCCUGUGGGAGUCCGGCUCCUGAGCACAGACCCCAGUCUGGUCCUGCUGCUGCACCAGUGCUGGGCCUCUGCCGGUGCCUGCCCCUUCCAGCAGCCUCAGUGGCCCGUCCUAUCAGACAGAUGAGUGGCAGGGGAUGUUUCUGCUGCCCCAGGGUGUCCUUUUGACAGGAACAGCUACAGGACCCAAGUGGUACCCCUGGACAGGGCAGAGGUGUCCUUCUCCUCCCACUGCCAGUGCUUCACUGUGACCACCUUCGCCCUCCCAGACCCUGGUUCCCAGAGGACCCUCAGGAGACGGAAGAAACCCCGUGUGCCUCUUCCUGCCUAUUCCCCAUCUGUUCCGUGUCAGCCGGUUCCCAAAGCUCUCCAGCAUUCUGAGACCUUGAGUCUAGGGAAAGGACCCUGGACAGGGUCUUCGUUCCUAUGUCUGCAGGCCUGUUCCCGGCUUCUGGGAAACCAGGGGCUGCAGACUAGCCCCAGAUGCACAGGGCCACGACAACCCUAUGCUCCCUGUGGCAUCGCUAUAAGGCCCCAGAACCUCGUGAGCUCUCCAGACCCAGUGAGCCUUGAGGGUUCCUACAGGCAGGAGCCUCUACCAUGGCCCACAGGUGCCAGGGCUGUGUGCUGCCAGGGGACACUCAGCCAUAGCGCAGACCAGAGGUGGUAUAACAGCAGUCAGCAGGGAACUAAGAAGAGAUGCAGCCCGCCCUAUCUGCGGCAGGGCAGCGGCAGCUCUGCGGGUGUGACCACCAAGGUCCAGCGGCACAGAGACUGCUGGAGAGGCCCCACUCUGCCUUGCAAGCCCUCAAACCCCCUCUCUCCUGCAGGCUCCUCCAGGAAUGCCAACCAGGGGCCUCUCCCCUGGGUGGUCCUCCUGCUGGUGGCUGUCGCCCUGGUCCUAGGGGUUGGCAUUUCCAUGGGCCUAAGCCAGGCCAAGCCCAGAAGCUCCAGGAAGGCCAGAGAGGGUGAAUAAAAUAAAUAAACCAUAAUCUCAAGCCUACUGAGCAUGUGUGACAAGGCCUUGACCCUGUGCCUUGACCCUGUGUGGGGGUUCCUGGGCUCUGGCCUGCUCCAUCUUUUUGGUCUUUAGGAUCUUGAUCCUCUAUGGAGACUCCCAAGCCAGGUUGCUUCAUGACAACCCUGGCUCUGGCUCUUACUGGCUGUGUGAUAUUGUGUUGCUGAACUUUCUGGGCCUGUUUCCUCAUCUGUAAAAUGGGGGUAAUACCCACCCCCACAGGGGUGUUGGAUGAAAGAAACUAACAAGAAUCCUUAGAAUGGUAUAUAACAGCCAGCAUUUACUGAGUGCUAUUGAUUAGAAUUUUUUCCCCUGCCCCAAACUUAAUGCUUACUUUUUUGUUUUGUUUUAAUACGAAGACCAGUUUAUAGCCCAGAUAAAGAGGGGCUGGGGAAGUGCUGCCUGUUAGGCUUUUCUAGUGGAGGCAGCAGAAUAGAACACUCGGCCAGAAGGUCCAGACACUUGCUCUGGAGGUUAGCUGUGUAGCUUCCCUUAUCUGGGCCCAUCUUCCCAUCUGUGACUAGGGAGAGCCAGUUCUGUUCACCUUCUUGGCUCGGAAGGGAGGGGAGCCCCAGGCUGGACUCCUCAGGGCUCGUGUGAAAUCAUCAUGAUUCUGAGCUUGGUGGUGGUUGGAGGAGCCAGGCUGGCUUCCAGGUGAGGUCAGGGAGCUGGUUCUUCUGACCAGCCCCAACUCUUCUUCUUACCAGCGCCUUCAGCGUCCAAGCCCACGUAAGCAUCUGGAGCAGCGUGGGAGGGCAGUUCUAUGAAUCGUGCCGAUGCUGUGUUUGAACAAAGUGUGAUUGUAUAGAUACCAAGUGGAAUCACAUUAUGUAACUAACUUAUCUCCGGGGUUUGUUUUUCUACCACAAAGGUAGACAUCUUGUAUUAUUUCCUAUCACUUUUAAUAGACGCCUUCUCAUCCAUGUUGCGGUUAAACCGUGAUGUGUUUUACCUCCCUUUGAUGGAAACCAAAUCUAUUAUUGGUGCUUAACACAGCUUAUCCUCACUUAAGCAUGUAAAUUCUUUGUACAUUAUCUUCUCAGAAGAAGCCUGUAGAAGGGGUACAGUUUGGUCCAGCAGUCCUGUAGGGCUCUAUAGCAGCACGGGGCGCUGGUUCCCUACCCCUCAGCCUUGCCACCACAGAUCAGUGUCGUGCUAAUAAAGCUUUGCCACAUGAGUAUCCUAAGCCAAAUAGCAUUGCUGAUCUAAACUAUACCUUUGGGGGUACCUGACUGGCUCAGUGGGUGGGGCAUGAACUCGAUCGCAGGAUUGGGAGUUCGACCCCACUUUGGGUGUAGAGAUUACUUAAAAUCUUCAAAAAAUAAAGCUACUCUCUUAAAUAACAUACCUCUUUGAUUAGAAGACAAGCAUCUUUAUAGCCACUUGGGUCUUGUAAACUGCCUCUCUGUGUCUCUUAUCUGCUCCCCUGAUCACUCUCUGUUUGCAGAGAGCUCUCCCAAGUCCGGGGGGCAGCAUCUUCAUCUUACGGAUUUCCUGCCCAA